AUGCCAAGCAAACGUGACUAUUAUGACGUUCUAGGUGUCCCUAAAGACGCAAAUGACGACCAAAUAAAGAAAGCCUAUCGUAAACUCGCCUUAAAAUGGCAUCCAGACAAAAACCCCAACGAUCGUGAAGGUGCUGAACAAAAAUUCAAAGAAAUCGGAGAAGCCUACGCAGUCUUAUCAGACUCAAAUAAACGUACAAUUUAUGACCGCUACGGUCACGAAGGUCUAGAACAUGGCGGAGGCUCUUCUUCAAAUGGAUUUUCUGACGCAGAUUUCCAUUUCGAUUUUACAGACGCUGAAGAUAUUUUCCGACAAUUUUUCGGAGGACGAGACCCAUUUGCUGGGUUUAUGGAAGACGACGAUUUUGGGUUUUUCGGAGGAAGCUUGUUUGGAAAUAGGCAAAGAAAUGCCAAUAGAAAUGGCAGGAGAAAUGAUCCAUUUGGAGACUUCUUUGGAGGAGAUUUCUUUGGAGGGGAUUUUAUGAGUGGCAUGGGAGGAAGCAGCCAUGUAACUUUUUCAUCGAGCUCUAGUAGUGGAGGAAGAGGAGGGGUCAGCAAAAGUGUAAAAACAACGAUUGUUAAUGAAAAUGGAAGGCAGGUAAAGAAAACUGUGACCACUAUAACACAUCCUGAUGGGAGGAAAGAAAGAAGAGAAGAAACUGAAGAAGGAGGGGAAACAAGAAAUAGACAGCCUCGACAUCUGAGGAAUUAA
Blepharisma stoltei is the source of this 711-nucleotide messenger RNA. NCBI's taxonomy places the organism in Eukaryota, Ciliophora, Heterotrichea, Heterotrichida, Blepharismidae. The record is from the annotation of a GenBank genome assembly.